Messenger RNA from Zasmidium cellare ATCC 36951, 315 nucleotides. RefSeq lists its product as uncharacterized. The transcript has a single exon. The coding region runs from base 1 to 315 and encodes 104 amino acids. NCBI's taxonomy places the organism in Eukaryota, Fungi, Ascomycota, Dothideomycetes, Mycosphaerellales, Mycosphaerellaceae. The record is from RefSeq and is a predicted model, not a curated record.
AUGCGCUGCACCAUCCGCAACCUCACCUGCAACUACGAGGGUUUGGAGGCCGGGGUGACGAAGCGGGAGUCGAUGAAACGGGACUUGUCGGGGACACGACGCCAGUUGGAGGAUGCGUUGGCGAUUUUGGAUGUUAUGCGGUAUGGGACGGAUAUGGUGGCUACGGAGACGUUGGCGAGGUUAAGGCUAGGGAUGGAUUUGGGGGAUGUGCUUGGGUUGCAUGGGGUGGGGGGUGAGUGGAGGGAUGAGGAGGGGGAGGUGGGAGAGGUGGAAGGGGAGGUGGAAGUAGAGGGGGAGAAGACGGUGGAUGGUUAG